Molecule: messenger RNA, 2152 nt
Organism: Ceutorhynchus assimilis (cabbage seed weevil)
Lineage: Eukaryota; Metazoa; Arthropoda; Insecta; Coleoptera; Curculionidae
Source: the annotation of a GenBank genome assembly
CAUGGUGCGGCCUAAACAUGUGUAUAUUAGAUCAUUCCAUUGCCGCAGCCAAUCAGUAUUUUAAAUCGCUGUGUCAAUGGAAUAGUGUGGAGAUAGAUUUCUUCAGUUGAAGAAAAAUCGUCGGUAUAGCCGAGAAAAUAAUUUUGCCCAACAAUGUCGAAGUGCCAUAUAUUCCUAGUGAUUCAAUUCCUGUUCCUAUUUGAAAAAUGUCAUUGCGAAGUUUACACUGCUAUGGUAGAUCUAGAGGAUCUUCUAGAUACAGAACAUGUCCUUAUCAAUACUUUGGAAAAUUAUCUCAAGGCCGAAGAACAGAAGCUGGACAUUUUAAGAGGCUACAUAAACGUUUAUAAAAAGCAACAAAACAAAGCACGUAAUGAUCCGCAAUUAUACCUAGGCAAUCCUUUAAAUGCAUAUACCUUAGUGAAAAGGUUAACCGCUGAUUGGUCUCAGGUUGAAACUUUAAUUAGUACUAAUGUAAACGCAGAUGCCUUAGCCAAUAUAACAUACUUUAAAGAAAAUAUGAAAUUCCCUACUGAUGAAGACCUUAAUGGAGCAGCUGUGGCCUUAAUGAGACUACAAGAUACUUAUCAAUUAGAUACAUCAUCUUUAGCUAGAGGCGAACUAAAUGGUGUAAAAUACAGUUCAGAACUAACUGCAGCUGACUGUUUUGAACUGGGAAGACAAUCAUAUAAUAAUGGAGAUUUUUAUCACACCCGACUAUGGAUGGAAGAAGCUGAAACCCGAUUGAAAAGAGAAGCAAAUGAAACUGUACACAAAACUGAUAUUCUUGAGUAUUUAGCGUUUUCUACAUACAAAGAAGGCAACAUUCCUUUAGCUCUAGACUUGACAAACAAGCUACUCGAACUUAUUCCAGAACAUACACGAGCAGUAGGGAAUAAAAACUUCUUUGAAGAUCAACUUAAGGAAGUUGUGCAAACCAAACCAGCCCAAAGAAAAGGCGACGACGAAUCUGCAGAAGUCGAAACUGCUGGGGUAAAAUUUUACAAACCAAACUAUGAUGAUCCAGAAAGCAAAGAUCUAUACGAAGCCUUAUGCAGAGGUGAAGUAACCAUCCCGAUUGAAAUUAAAACUCAACUGAGAUGUAGAUAUGUUUCCAAUAACAAUCCUUUCCUGAAAAUUGCACCAUUUAAAGUUGAAGAAGCUAACUUGGAGCCUGACUUGUUUAUAUUCCACGAUGUUAUGUCUGAUGAUGAAAUUGCUACCAUCAAACGUCUUGCACAACCAAGAUUCCAAAGAGCAACUGUUCAAAAUUCCCGAACCGGUGAACUAGAAGUAGCUCAUUACAGAAUAAGCAAAUCCGCUUGGUUGAAAAAUGAGGAACACAAGCAUAUAGCAGCCGUGUCUCAACGUGUCGAAGACAUGACUGGACUGACAAUGAAAACUGCUGAAGAAUUACAAGUGGUCAACUAUGGAAUUGGCGGUCAUUAUGAUCCACACUUCGACUUUGCAAGAAGAGAAGAAACAAACUCCUUUAAAAAUUUGAAUUCAGGAAAUCGAAUAGCCACAGUGCUAUUUUAUAUGAGUGAUGUUGCCCAAGGAGGUGCCACAGUAUUCCCAGUAGCAAGAGCUGCCAUAUGGCCUAAAAAAGGUACCGCAGCCUUUUGGUACAAUUUGUUUCCUAGUGGAGAUGGUGAUAGACGUACCAGGCAUGCUGCUUGUCCUGUACUUGCUGGAUCUAAAUGGGUUUGCAAUAAAUGGAUUCAUGAAAGAGGUCAAGAAUUCAGAAGACCGUGCACCAAAGAACGCCCACCAGAAGAACUAACUGUUUAGAAGAAUUACUAUGCUAGAAAGAAUUAAUUAAUUUAUUGAGACUGGUUCCUAAUUGUGAAAAAUUUAUAUAUUUUACUUGAUAGAUAUGGCAUUAAAACCAAAAAAUAAUUGAUAAUGAAUCUCAAAAUCAAAACGCAAUAUUAAUAAAUUACAUUUUUAUAAAAAUAUUUUCUGUUUUUGAUAGGUAACCUUAUAAUAUGCUUAUUUUGCCAGUAUACUAAAUAGAGUGACUUGUGAUUUUUUAUAAUAAUAUUAUUAUUGCCUAAAAUAAUGUGAAUCUCAAAAUUUUUUAUAUUGAAAAGAGUAUUUUGUAAUUAUUGUAUAUAAGUAUCAAAUAUAUAAUAUGAAGAUUUAGAUUCUA